Messenger RNA from Alexandromys fortis (reed vole), 4808 nucleotides. RefSeq names its product zinc finger protein 585A-like. NCBI's taxonomy places the organism in Eukaryota, Metazoa, Chordata, Mammalia, Rodentia, Cricetidae. Gene Ontology annotation, biological process: regulation of DNA-templated transcription. Bases 1010 to 3577 code for a protein of 855 amino acids. The transcript is spliced from 2 exons. The record is from RefSeq and is a predicted model, not a curated record.
ACAGCUGCAUAUUUAGGAGUGGGAAUUUGACAACCACCUGAAAUGAUGAUGGCUGGAUCUUACUGAUGAUAAUAGUAUACAAAAAAUUACAGUAUUUAUUUCCCAAUAAAUAAAAAUAAACAAAGAUCAACUCUGACCCAUCUGUCUGGUGGCCCACUGUCCCCCAGAUAGCUCUGUUAUAUUCUCCUAUGGCAGCAAACUACUGUAAAAACCUUCCAGUCUGCCUCUCCAAUUUGUCUACCACACCCUGUCUUUCAAGGGCUGAACUCAGACCCCUGGAACAAGCUAUACCCAGCAAGGUGGUGCAAUACGACUUUUGCAUGAACCACAGGGGACAAGACACAGUGUCAGCUCUGUUUGGAAAGAAUAACCGUGUAGUCUCCAAGCAAGUCCCUCACUGUGCUUAGACCUGUGAGGCCUGCAGGGAACCGUAGGACUGAAGAUGUAGACUUCUGCCCUAGUUUCAUUUCCUAUUUCUAUGGCUAAAAGAGAAAAAAGAAACCUCACAAAAACAACAUAAUAGAUGAAGGGUUAACUUGGCUCACAGUUCCAGGCUACUGUCAUGGGAUGUCACAGUGGCAGGAACUCGACACAGCUGAGCACCUCUCCAGUCAGGAGCAAAGAGAAUGCAUGCAUGCUUGUGCUCAGCCCCCUCGCUCUGCCCCCCACUAAUGCAGCUCAGGAUCUCCUACUUAGGAAAUGGUGCAGACCCCAGUGGGCUUUCCAUACCAACUGACAUAAUCAAGACACUCUCCCAUAGGCCCUGUGGUCUAGACAGCCCCUCACUGAUGCUCUCUUCCUACGAUUCUAAAUUGUGUCCAGUUGGCUGAAUUAACCAUCCUGGUUUUCUGUACUCUGGGGUUCCUGUGGCUCCUCUGAUGUCCUCAGCAAUCUUCUUUGCUUGUUUCCACCAACAUGUCGUAGUUUAUUUGUUGUGUUGGCCGUGAGAUGAGUGUCAGUGUUUCUCCUUGACCAUUGCUCUGGCAUUGCUCUCCAGGGACUUUUACAAAUGAGCGAAAGACAAAAACACAAUCUGUAUUCCUCAUUUCUAACUAUGUUUCUCCACGCGCCCCCGAGUCUGUUUACACUGAACAGGACUUUGCUCUUACAGAGGUCAGUGUCCUUCAUGGAUGUGUCUAUAGACUUCAGCAGAGACGAAUGGCAGCACCUAGACCCCCACCAAAGGAGCCUCUACCGGGACGUGAUGCAGGAGACCUACAGUCACCUGCGCUCAGUAGAAGAAUUGCAGCAAACUGGUGGCCAGAAAGAGACCUGUCAGCAAAUAGAAAAUAAGUCGGCAAGUGAUGUUAUCUUCAUCAAGAAGACACUGGAUACAAAGAGUCGUUGUGGACCUAAGGUCAUUAGAAAAAUAAUUCAUGUGAACCCAUACAUUGUUCUGCCCCCCAAAAGACCCCAUCAGUGUGACUCACUUGGGAAUGAUCUGAAGCAUAAUUUAGAAUUACAGAGUCAUAAUGAAAAUAACGGGCCAGAGAGAAUUAAAAAGAUUACUGAAUAUGAUAAAAAUUCAUCUUAUACCAAUGCUGAGCAUACUGUAACAGGAAAGAAAUUAUGGGACCAAAAUCAAUGUGGAAAAGCCCUCAAUUAUGAACAAGUACCUUAUCAAUAUCAGAAAAUUUAUAUUGGAGAGAAUUCAUAUGAAUGUGCUGAAUUUGGAAAGCUCUCCACCCAGAAGUCACAGUUCAAAGUACAUAUGAAAUCUCAUACAGGAGAAAAACUUUAUGUAUGUGUUGAAUGUGGGAAGGCAUUUUCACAAAAGCCAGAAUUCAUUACACAUCAGAAAACCCAUACUAGAGAGAAACCCUAUAAAUGCAAUGACUGUGGAAAGUCCUUUUUCCAAGUCUCUUCUCUCUUCAGACAUAAGCGGUUUCACACUGGAGAAAAGCUCUUUGAAUGCAGUGAGUGUGGGAAAGGCUUCUCCUACAACUCAGACCUCAUUAUCCAUCAGAAAAUCCACACAGGAGAGAGACAUCAUGCAUGCACUGAGUGUGGCAAAGCCUUCACACAGAAGUCCACACUCAAGAUGCACCAGAAGAUCCAUACAGGAGAGAGAUCCUAUAUAUGUAUCGAGUGUGGACAGGCUUUCAUCCAGAAGACACACUUGGCUGCACACCGCAGAAUUCACACAGGAGAAAAGCCAUAUGAGUGCACUAACUGUGGAAGGUCCUUCAUUUCCAAGUCACAGCUCCAGGUCCACCAGCGAAUUCACACAAGAGUGAGGCCCUAUCUGUCUGCUGAGUAUGGGGAAAUCUUCAAUGGUAGUUCCAACCUCAUUGCACUUAAAAAAGCUCAAGUGAGAGAGAAAUCUUCCGUCUGCACAGAAUGUGGGAAGGCCUUUACCUACAAGUCAGAAUUAAUCAUUCACCAGAGAAUUCACACCGGAGAGAAACCUUAUCAGUGUAGUGACUGUGGAAAAGCCUUCACCCAGAAGUCAGCUCUCACAGUGCACCAAAGAAUCCAUACAGGAGAAAAAUCAUAUGUGUGCAUGAAAUGUGGGCUGGCUUUCAUCCAAAAGGCACACUUGGUUGCACACCAGAUAAUCCAUACUGGAGAAAAACCUUAUAAAUGUGGUCACUGUGGAAAACUCUUUACGUCCAGGUCCCAACUCCAUGUACACAAACGAAUUCACACAGGAGAAAAACCUUACGUGUGCAGUAAAUGUGGGAAGGCAUUCACUAACAGGUCAAAUCUCAUCACACAUCAGAAAACACAUACAGGAGAAAAAGCCUAUGUAUGUUCAAAGUGUGGAAAGGCCUUCACUCAGAGGUCAGACCUGAUGAUACACCAGAGAAUUCAUACCGGAGAGAAACCAUAUAGCUGCAGUACCUGUGGGAAAGCCUUUACCCAGAAGUCACACCUCAAUAUACACCAGAAAAUUCAUACUGGAGAGAGACAGUAUGAAUGCCACGAAUGUGGAAAAGCCUUCAAUCAGAAAUCAAUACUGAUUGUGCAUCAGAAAAUUCAUACAGGGGAGAAACCCUACGUGUGUACUGAAUGUGGGCGAGCUUUCAUCCGAAAGUCAAACUUCAUCACUCAUCAAAGAAUUCAUACCGGAGAGAAACCUUAUGAAUGCAAUGACUGCGGGAAGUCCUUUACUUCUAAAUCUCAGCUCCUGGUGCACCAGCCAAUCCACACAGGUGAGAAACCUUAUGUGUGUGCUGAGUGUGGGAAAGCCUUUAGUGGCAGGUCAAAUCUCAGUAAGCACCAAAAAACUCACACAGGGGAGAAACCCUACGUCUGUUCGGAAUGUGGGAAGACCUUCAGACAGAAGUCAGAGUUGAUUACACAUCAUAGAAUUCAUACUGGAGAGAAGCCUUAUGAGUGUAGUGACUGUGGGAAAUCAUUCACUAAGAAAUCACAGCUUCAAGUGCAUCAGCGAAUUCAUACAGGAGAGAAGCCUUACGUGUGUUCUGAAUGUGGGAAGGCCUUCACUGAUAGGUCCAACUUAAAUAAACACCAAACAACACACAGUGGAGAUAAACCUUAUAAGUGUGUAGUCUGUGGAAAAGGCUUUGUUCAGAAGUCAGUGCUCAGUGUGCAUCAGAGUAUUCACACUUAAACAUUAUGAGGAAAAACUCACUGAGGUCUUGUCUUACUGUAAUUGUUGUUUCUGUGAAAUGGGAUGCUAUGUAUAUUAUUGUAAGUAAAAAUUAUUGUAACGUAAGUGACAGUGCAACACAUUACUGCUCAGAAAAGGACCCAGAGAAGGACCUUUCUACAUGCCAAGAAGAAACUGCAUCCAUUUGAUACAAUAGAAACUUUCUCAUGAAGAAAUUCAGUGGAACACUUACCAAGUUCUUCACAAGGACGACUGUGUUAACCAUGUUAAUGAGAAUACUGUUGGGAUAGAUAUAGUGCCAACUAAUUGAAUGAUGAAACCAUAUAAUACACAUGAUAGCAAGUCUUUUUUCUGUCAGUUAUUUGUUGCAAACAUUAACAGACCUGUGGGUGUGUUUGCAUUCUUGGUUGAAUCUAACAUAUUUAUGCAUACCCAGUACUUCUGUUGAGAGACAUAUACUACAUGAUGGGGCAUGGCAUUUCAUGUCUCUAAUUCCAGCCUUUGGAAGGGCAGAGGCAGAAGGGUCACCAUGACUUCAAGGCUAGUCUAAGCUACAGGGUAAGACCCUAUCUCAAAAAUGAGAAAGACCACAAUAAAAACAUAUACUAACAAAAACUUCAGAGUGUAAGUGGAUUCUCAUUGCCAUUUAUACCAGGACCUGUAACCCACUUCAUAAGGUACCAGUUGUCAGUGUCACAGCUCUGGAGGGAAGGAUUACCCUGGCCAUCAAACGCCAGGUUAUACCUACAGCUCAAAAGGGAAAAGUAUCCUGGCUGUUAGAAGCCAGGCUAUACCUCUGAGUGUUACAGCUCUGAAGAGAAAUGCAUCCUGGUUGUCGGAAGCAGUAUCUAUAACUCCGAAGGGAAAGGUAUCCUGGCUGCUGGAAGCCAGGACACCUACAACGUUGUUCUGAUGGCUUCCCCAAGGAAUGUAGCAGUCCUGCCCCACUCUGCUAGGGGAGUUCCCCCACAGAAUGUAGCAGUUCUGCUCGUGCUCUGGCAAAACUACUCCAGAGAAAGAAGGUCAUCCCCUAAACCUUUUUCAGGAGAUUUAUUGGGAGGGCGAAAUCCAGAAGUUUGGCUGCCUCUGCUGGGGUGGAAAAGGGCAACUCCCAACUGAACAGGUAUAGGACUUAUUUAGGGCUUCUUAGGGGUGGAGUUUUUCAAGGUGGGAAUUGGUCAGGUUUCAGUCCCUGAGCUUGACAACCUCAGAGAUUGGAUGGUUUUGUGCU